AUGAUGAUUCCAGUUAUGAUCGUUACGUGGUUCGGUAUCUCAAUCGAGGCCUGUCUGGUCUGCCACAACAUUCUCGGUGCAAUCGACUUCGGAGCCCGCCGUUCAGCAGACAGUGGGGGUGCGAGUGCCGCAUCUUUUCCUUCGGAGGCACGGUGGAAGAGUCAAAUGGUCUUUCUGUAUUCCUGUACUAUCUUACUCUUUGCCAUUGCCGAUGAGCUUUUGCGUGGGGACUGGUCAAUUUCUCGUGUCCUGGGUUCUGUUGGGGAAAUCCGAUGGAAUUCCGGGCCAUGGAGAGGUCAUGAGAAUUUAUUCCAAAUACCAAAAAGUUUACGACGCACAUCUUAUUCUCUGUAA
Messenger RNA from Aspergillus niger, 354 nucleotides. RefSeq lists its product as uncharacterized. The transcript is spliced from 3 exons. The record is from RefSeq and is a predicted model, not a curated record. Bases 1 to 354 code for a protein of 117 amino acids. Lineage: Eukaryota; Fungi; Ascomycota; Eurotiomycetes; Eurotiales; Aspergillaceae.